Cryptotermes secundus is the source of this 1391-nucleotide messenger RNA. Its product is annotated as putative glutathione-specific gamma-glutamylcyclotransferase 2. Gene Ontology annotation, molecular function: glutathione specific gamma-glutamylcyclotransferase activity; gamma-glutamylcyclotransferase activity. The transcript has 3 exons. Gene Ontology annotation, biological process: glutathione catabolic process. Gene Ontology annotation, cellular component: cytoplasm. The record is from RefSeq and is a predicted model, not a curated record. Lineage: Eukaryota; Metazoa; Arthropoda; Insecta; Blattodea; Kalotermitidae. The coding region runs from base 235 to 834 and encodes 199 amino acids.
CUUGUCUAAUGUCAAGCCAUGAGAAAAUAUAGUAGUGAGAUACGAGAAAUGUAAUUAAAAUGUUACAAUUAACCUUUAUGGUGUAGUGUAACAGCAAAAUUAACACGUUUCUUUUGAAGGACUGUAUCAGCUCUCCCAAAACACAUUGCAGAACUGUUAAUUAUAAUUGCCAAAGUGUGUUACUUUUCUGGUUGUAGUUCAGUAUUACACAAGAAUUUUCAAGUGUAUUAAGCAAUGUGGAUAUUUGGUUACGGGUCUUUGGUGUGGAAGGCGGAUUUCCCGUACAAUCAUCGAUUAAUUGGGUACAUAAAAGGUUACGUGCGACGGUUUUGGCAAGCUAGUGAAGACCAUAGAGGUGUCCCAGGAAAGCCUGGUCGUGUGGUUACAAUUGUUCCAUCCCCAGAUCCUGAAGAUCAAGUUUGGGGUGUUGCAUAUGAAAUUGCUAAAGAUGAUGAAGAAUUUGUUAUGAAACAGCUCGAUAUACGAGAAAAAGAUGGCUAUGAUAAAGUAACUGUUCAGUUUUUUCCUUCUGACCCCGAAAGCAAUAAAUUAACGGAACAUAUUCACGAUUGUUCAUCGUGUUCACCACAUCCUUAUGAACCUUUUGAAUUGGUUAUAUAUGUUGGCACAGAAAAUAACAAAUACUUUGCAGGUGAUGCAGAUAUAGAAAGUAUUGCACAACAGAUCCUUGGCUCUGUAGGUCCAAGUGGAACAAAUGCAGAGUACCUGUAUAAAUUAGCCUCUGCCAUGCGCCUUCUUGCACCGGGAGUACAAGAUGAGCACCUGUUCGCUUUGGAAGAUGCUGUACAACGUUUGGAAAAUCAACAGUCCUAACAUAAAUUCAAUUAUCCUACUUAAAAUAUGAUAUUUUGAAAUUGUUUAUUUUGUUAAUGUAAUUACAAAAAUGUUUAAGAUGAAAUUGAUGUGUUUUAAUUUUUUAAAUUUAUAAGUUCUGCAAAAUUGACUGUCCUAUACCCUCCAGAGAAAUAUAUUUUUAUGCACUGUUGUGUACGAAUAUGGGAUAAAAUUUAAUCAGUGUAAAUUAAUGUUGUAUAUCUUAUUUAUUAAUAACAGAUGGUGCUUUUUAUCUGGAAGAUGUCUGACAAACCAGUAAUCUUUAAAAUAUACAGAAAUUGGUUAUAUUUUAACUCACUCUCAACGAGCCAAAGAUAGACUAACAUUACAAAGUUAAAAACAAUGGCCACACUUCACACAAAAACUUCAGGAGAAUGUGAAUUUCUCCCAGCACUCUUUAUAACUUUUGUUUAAAGUAUAUUACAAAUGUGGUACAGUGGGCAUGGCAUGAAUAUGGAUGUGGUUAUAGGCUACUCUUUGGGUUGAUUUCUUUAAUAAUUUACCCCCAGCCUCAUAUAACAAUAAAUACUAUUAAG